AUGUCCACCCCAUCAGUAGUCCUCAUCACCGGCAUCACCGCCCGCGGCCUCGGCGCCUCGCUCGCCAUCCAGCUCGCCAAAACCCCCACCCAAUACAAAGUCUACGGCACGCUCCGGUCGCUCGCCAAAGCGGAGGAGUUCUACAAGGAGGCGCGGGAGAAGGGCGUUGAGGGGACUAGUGUAGGAAUCUUGGAGCUGGAUGUUACAGAUGCGGGGAGUUGUAAGAAGGCUGUGCAGGAGCUUGUGGACAAGGAGGGGAGGAUUGAUGUGUUGGUAAAUAACGCCGGGGCGGGGUUCGUGCAGACGAUCGAGUCCGCGAGUGAGGAACAGAUCCAGAACUGCUUUGAUGUUAACUUCUUUAGCGCUUACCGUAUGUGCCGCCUGACAAUCCCGCACAUGCGUGCCCAAAACAGCGGCCGCAUCAUCAACAUCUCGUCCAUCGGCGGUCUCGUGGGCCAACCCUUCAACGAAACCUACUGCGCGGCCAAAUGCGCCCUCGACUCGCUCGCCGAAUCCUUCAACGGCACGCUCUGGAAAUGGAACAUCCACGUGUCCAGUUUCUGCCCCGGUGCGAUCACCUCCGCUUUCGCUGGGACGGCGAUGAAGACGCUUGCAGGGCAGGAUGUUGGGGACGCCUACAAGCCGGUGUUGGAUGAGUAUGUCAAGAACUUGACCGCGCGGUAUUCAUUGCCGGAGGCUGCGAACUCGCGGCAGACGCCGGAGGAGUGUGCGGCGGAUGUGGUGGCGAUUAUUGAGGCGGAGAGGCCGAAGGUGCGUUAUGCGACGCAUACCGUGAAGGAGUUGGUUGAUAAGAAGUUUGUGGAGGAUGGGGGCGACAAAAUUGUAGGGUUCUUGAGGAAUAGGUACUUUCCGGCGGACUUUCCUAGUGCUUGA
Messenger RNA from Fimicolochytrium jonesii, 894 nucleotides. RefSeq lists its product as uncharacterized. Lineage: Eukaryota; Fungi; Chytridiomycota; Chytridiomycetes; Spizellomycetales; Powellomycetaceae. Bases 1 to 894 code for a protein of 297 amino acids. The record is from RefSeq and is a predicted model, not a curated record. The transcript is spliced from 2 exons.